UCGUAUUCACCUGUCAAUUUUUACUUGGGAGAAGCUCAAAAUAUCUGUUUCUGUUAUCUCAGAAGCUUCCAGAUAGGAGUUUGAAGGCCCGAUGUGAAGAAAAACUUUGCAGAUGUCUCCAUCCCCUCCUCCGACGACAUCAACAUCAAGCUCCCUUAUUCUACUACCACCUUCUCCAGCAUCAUCACACUCGUCCCUGACUUUUGAAGAGAUCUCCUUCAAUUACAAUAACCUACUGGAAGAUGAGAAUUCCCAGCAAUGUGAUACUACUCUUGAAUCAGGUGAUCUAGUGACGACGCAUGGAAGACAGGCCAAUGAUACGAAGAACGGUGAAGAGAGUAAACGACAAGAAGUGAGAAGGCCUGGCAAUAUAAGGAGAACCGCGAUAAAGAUUUUGGAAGGAAGCGACCAGAGAGUCGAAGCCCCAUUUGCUCGGGAGGUAGCAAUAAAAGGCUGGAAAAUUGUCGGUGGUGAGAGUUGGACAGACGUUGCCAAACUAGGGGCUUAUGUAGUAUACGAUAUUGACAUCAAACUAAAAGAUGGCGGGAAGCUUAAUAUUCUAAGACGGUACACAGACUUCGUUAGGUUGAGGAAAGCUCUUCGGAUAAAAUACCAUCAUCUGUGGCAAGCUAUCCCUCCUUUACCAGGGAAAAUGCAUAUAGCCAAAUUUUCCCCAAAAUUUUUAGAAGAGCGGCAAUCUCGUCUUCAGCGCUUCUUAAGAGGAGUCAUUCUGCACCCAGAGAUGGGUCAAGGGGGAUCAGGAUCUAUUGUGGGAACAUGGGUCUUGGGCGAUAGGCAACCGUGAGCUGAAAGGUAGAGAUGGCAGAAAGCCAGCAGCGGCUGUAUGAGAGAAAGCACUAUCUCACUUCAAUACGGAUUUAAUGUGAUGGUCUUGUCAUGUAAUCUUAGCUUCUAUAGUUUCUACAGGAGAUAUCCUGAAAUAUGCAGCGA
Molecule: messenger RNA, 951 nt
Organism: Cryptococcus deneoformans JEC21
Lineage: Eukaryota; Fungi; Basidiomycota; Tremellomycetes; Tremellales; Cryptococcaceae
Exons: 5
Coding region: 113-805 (230 amino acids)
Cellular component (GO): endosome
Molecular function (GO): phosphatidylinositol-3-phosphate binding
Source: RefSeq, a predicted model, not a curated record